AUGCCUUCAAAUCUAUUUGAGUACUAUGCAUGGGACUAUCGCCUCCUAAAGAGAUUUGCUCGGCAUUACUCAACCGGUGAGACAAUACCCGAAAAGUUAGUGAGCUCAUUACAAGGUGCGAGGAACAUGUUUGCAGCAACUGAAAUGCAACGCCAGGUGUUUUAUGCGUUGAUCGACCAAAUGCUAUUCGGAGAACAACCAGAGACAGCAAGAGACGUGAGUCAACUCGUGGCUGAACUAAAACGAGAACACACUAGCUGGAACCAUGUUGAAGGAACACAUUGGCAUAUACGAUUCAGUCACCUACUGAACUAUGGAGCAGGGUACUAUAGUUACAUAUACGCCAAGUGCUUUGCGUCGACUAUAUGGCAAUCAAUAUGUGAAGAGGAUCCGCUUUCGUUGAGCACAGGGACGUUGCUGAGAGAGAAGUUCUUCAAACAUGGAGGAGCUAAAGAUCCAGCGGAGCUUCUCAAGGAUCUUGCGGGCAAAGAGAUUAUUAGCCUUCAUGGUGAAGGCAUUGUCCCUGCAACCACGUGCCUUUUAAAUGAGCUGAAACUGUGA
Messenger RNA from Eruca vesicaria subsp. sativa (arugula), 561 nucleotides. NCBI's taxonomy places the organism in Eukaryota, Viridiplantae, Streptophyta, Magnoliopsida, Brassicales, Brassicaceae. The record is from the annotation of a GenBank genome assembly.